GAAUUUAAAGCUCAAAAUCUUCUGGGCUGCAUCCACUCCAGGCUUAAUGCUGUUCACUCAGUAGAGCCAAGCUUCUGUUUCCAGACUGUACCCUACAGCAGUAACCUGUUCCACAUCUUUGGUGGUGAUUUUGACCCUGUGUGGGAAGGACAUGAGCCAAGGCCUGAGCCUCCUACACAGAGUGCUGACAGAAGGACCAGAAGAUGAUAUACAACAUGCACCAUUCAAGCUGCUUGGCUUGAAGUGGCUGCCCACACUGACUCGACUUCAGGCUCAGGAGCUGAGCCCUUACGAGGUGGGAGAGCCGCUCUGCCACGGCAGCCAGGACAGUCUGAUGACCUCUCCUGCUCUAGUGUGUGCACUUGGACGGAUGAAUGCUUUUGCUUCACUGGAAAAGCUCCUACCACACGAUUACCCUGGUAACCUGAGUGUCCUGAUGUCACCCACCCCUGAAGUGGCCUUCAGACAAGUCUCCCUCUUCUUCUUUGAGCAUGAGAUUAUUCCUGACCACAGCGUAUGCCCAUCUCUGAAGUUCUUUCCCCAAAACUGCAGUACAAAAGAUCCACAGAUGCUACUCACUGUGUGCCUAUUCAAGCCGAGAGUCUGGAGUCACUCUCUGACUAAAAUAUUCCACAAACUCCAGCAGAGUGGCCUCAUGUUGGUGGGCCUGCAAGUAGUGACCCUGGACAAAAGCGAUGCUACUUCAUUACUCCCUGCAGAGAGUGAGCCCUCAGACUUGGAGGCCCAUGUGGAUUACCUAGGCUCUGGUUCCUCACUGGCUCUCUGCCUCCAGGGAGAAAAUGCUGUGAGAAGGCUGUUGGAUGUGCUGGGCAAGGAGGACUCAUCCCUCUGGACAAACAGUUAUGGAUCGAGAUCAAAUGAGAAGGCAACAGAGGAUGUGAAGAGGCUUUUCCCAGAUGGGCUAUGCUGUACUGAGACCAGCACAAUGAGACAGGAACAGAUACGCAGCAUGUGUUCAGACCCUUUAGCCUCUUUGGAGCGUGAACAGAGCUGCAUGCUGGCGUCUGUGGCCCAGGAAAUUCUGUCACCUUCAAAUGUAUCAAGACCAAAUGGAGGGUCCGUGAUACACAGUCCUCGCUGGCAGACAACCUGUCUGCUGAUACCCUUAAAUGCCCCACUGCUCAGCCAAGUGCCAACCCAGCUGGAGAUGCUGGAGCAACUGCUGAGGUCAGGCUGCCAUCUGGUGGCAGGGAGGAUGAGCAUGUUGGAUAACGAGCAGAGGAAACAUAUCGCUGAGACACUGGAAGUGUCAACAAGUGGAAAUGAGGAGAUGACUCGUCUUUAUAUGGCCCCGUGUCUCAUCUUGGCUCUGCAAGGGGAGAAGAUUGUGACUGGCUUUAAGUUGAUUCUUGAAAGCAUUUACAAGGACAGGACAGACCUAGAAAAUGUGGAGAAAAUGAUCAUCUACCCAGGAAGUGAGAAAGAGGCCAAGCAGCUGAUAUGCUACCUAUUUGAUGCCUUGUCUCCUGAAAGCUGUCAUGCUAUUGUGCCAUAAAAUUCAAAUAUGCAAAAGGACAUUUUCCAAAGAAUUAGCAGCAUCUUUCAACAUUUUCAAAAGGUUUUUGCUCAGAAAAAAAGCACUCCACAGUGCCAGCUGUUCCAUAAAUAGUUGUUUGUUUAUAUAAAUAUUUUUUU
Messenger RNA from Toxotes jaculatrix (banded archerfish), 1656 nucleotides. RefSeq names its product dynein axonemal-associated protein 1. NCBI's taxonomy places the organism in Eukaryota, Metazoa, Chordata, Actinopteri, Toxotidae. The transcript is spliced from 12 exons. The record is from RefSeq and is a predicted model, not a curated record. Bases 152 to 1516 code for a protein of 454 amino acids.